Molecule: messenger RNA, 597 nt
Organism: Drosophila innubila
Lineage: Eukaryota; Metazoa; Arthropoda; Insecta; Diptera; Drosophilidae
Gene: cato
Product: protein Fer3
Exons: 1
Coding region: 4-597 (197 amino acids)
Molecular function (GO): protein dimerization activity
Source: RefSeq, a predicted model, not a curated record
AACAUGAGCCACUACUACUCAUCGGAGGAGGACAACAGCUCGCAGUACCUGGGCAGUCCCAACUAUAACCUGACACUGAUGUCCAGGCCACAUCAAGUGGAACAGCAGUACAGCAAUGUGCCAUACUUAUCACCCGAUUGGCAAUUUCUAGAUGCCACAAGUAGCAGCAACUUGGAGCUGCCCCAUGCCAACUACAAGACACAAGUGGAGCAGACUUCUUUAACAGAGCAACAGCAACACAAACGACGCAAGAUCAGCUCCAGCUCCAGCUCCAGAAGUUUGAGUGAACAGUGUGAAACCAGCAGCCACCAGGUUGUGGUGACACUGAGUCCCACGGUGCAGAAGAAGAGACGACAGGCGGCAAAUGCGAGGGAAAGAAAACGCAUGAACGGUCUCAACGAGGCUUUCGAUCGGUUACGUGAGGUGGUUCCGGCUCCCUCAAUCGAUCAGAAGCUAUCCAAAUUCGAGACUCUGCAAAUGGCCCAAUCCUACAUUUUGGCACUCUGCGAUCUCCUGGACAACAAUGGAGAUGACGUCGAUGCCACUGCCUAUACGAUCUUUGGGGGCAGUGAAAGCAGUUUUGAGCUGGGACAGUGA